Messenger RNA from Megalobrama amblycephala (Wuchang bream), 5173 nucleotides. RefSeq names its product zinc finger protein 664-like. The transcript is spliced from 2 exons. Lineage: Eukaryota; Metazoa; Chordata; Actinopteri; Cypriniformes; Xenocyprididae. The record is from RefSeq and is a predicted model, not a curated record. Bases 3829 to 5166 code for a protein of 445 amino acids.
AAUAAAUACGUUUUUUUGUUAUAAUAAAGCAUUUGUUCAACCAACCAACCAAAAAAAAAAAAAAAAACUAAAUUGGUAAUUUUAACUGAUGAUGAUGAUAAUAAUAAUUGAUUGUUUAAUACCAUAUACCAUGAAACCGUGAUAUUUUUUCGAUUGUUAUCAUACCAUGAAAAUCUUAUACCAUUACAACCACUCUGACAUCCAUACCAACACAUCCACACGUUUAUAGGUGCAUAGUUUAUCCAAUUGGCUCUAAGAUAAUGGCACUGUCUGGUAAAAAAAAAAAAAAAAAAAUUGUAAAAAAAAUUACAUUUUUAAGCCUUGCCAACAGAAUGAAAGCCUAUUAACAAAGAUUGCAUCAUUUUAUAGUCAAAUGGCCCUGGGAUUAAAAAUUGCUGUUUUAAUGGGGACAUUUUUGUCCAGAAGGUCCUGAGAGGAUCUAUUUUGUGUUACUAUUGUUACUAGUCCUUUUUUUAAAAGGAAAUGUGGGUGAAAUAGUUAAAUUCCAAUAAAAUUGCACACUGCGGCAACAUUUAUGCAGAUUAACACAUGUAAAAUUAUCAACAAAACAAAACAAAACUGAAAGACUGGAAAAUGUCCAUAAGGUCGCACAAGGGUUAAAUAAAAACUGACCUGGUUUAUUUUCUGAUAAAUAUUCAUAAUAUUUAAUUAAAUGGUACAAUUUGUUAGUUGUCUUCUGGUGUUUCUAUGCUAUGUUUGUUUCUGUUUGGAGUUUUAAUUGACUACCAGAGAAAAAAAGUUUUGAGAAUUUAGCAUUUUUUAGGUCAUUAUGUUGUUUAGAGCAUAAGAAUUUAUCAUUUUUGAAAAAUCAUAUGUUAUUCAUAUGUUAUGCUACAGUAUGUCCUCUGUAGUGGAAAUCAGUACUCAGUUUUUUAAAAAUAAAAUAAGACAUGAAUCGACAUGGAACAGCAAAUACUGGAUAAUGUUGACCAAAAUUUGAUCAGAUGAUCUUUGAACUGAGCCGCACAGAAAUGACUGAACAUUUUUUUUAUUCAUCUUUGCCAAACUUUGAGCAAUCGAAACGAACAUUGGUACGUUUUAUCGGAACCAUGAUCUGAGUGUCCAUGCCAAAUUUGGGAACAGCACCACAUACAGGUCAUGAAAUUGGGUCCAGUGCACAACUGUGUAUACGGACCACAAUCCUUUGGUUUUCCUUCAACGCAUGUCAAAUGCAAAUCACAGGCUCAUGCAUUGGGCACUAAUUUGUCAAGGGUUUAAUCUGAAUAUCCAGCACAAAAGAGGGGUUGAAAAUGUGAUUGCUGACACUCUUUCACGUAUCCAUUCUUAAAAACCUAUGGUUUUUAUUUUUAAGGGUGUUACAUCCGAUGUCUUUAGGCACUGUUGCCAUGUAUGCUUUGAGCGUUUUGGUGCAGGAGAAGGUGUGGCCUACGCGGAGAUCCUGAUUGGUCUGGGCCCGAUUGGCUGACUCCUGCUGUGAUGAUAUAAGGGCCACCCCAAACACCUUACGGAGGCCGACUUUGUGCCAUUUUGUUUUGAUUUCUCCUGUGUUUGUGUGUGCUUUGUAAAAUUUGUUUUUGUUCAGUUCGAGUUAUAAUUUUCAGUAUUGCUUUUGCCUUCAGUUACCUUAUGUAAAUAUUAUUUGUAAAUAUUCUAAGGGAAGUAGGGAGUGUGACGCCAUUUCUUUUUGCAUAUAUCUUUAUUCUAUGUUUUGAGUUAAGGGAGUUAGGGAAGUUACUUUGUAAUUUUCUUUAAUGGGUUUUUUGUUUUUUUGUUUUUAGGGAAUUUGGAGUGUACUUAAAUUAGUUAUUUCUGUUUGUUAUUUUGGCCUGGUCCACUCCUGAAUUUAAUCCCUUUGUUUGUUUAUUUUCAUUAUGUUGUGUUAAUAAAUCUACCUUUGUUGAAAAUUUAUCAUCGAGUGAGCACACAUUCAUUUAUUUUACGGCUGGCCCUAGACGGUCGUAACACUUGCGUCAUGCCGAAUCUGUGGAUACCAGGAUUUACCAGGAUUUGCCAGGAUUGGAUGAACUAUCGGUCCUCUAUUUAAUUGCAAUAUCUUUUAAAGAAUUUGACAUAUCGGCACAAAAUUUGAAAUAUGAAAACAAAAAUGGAUUCUUCAUUUAUCAAAAUAAACAUAAAAUAGUACAAAAUUGUCAUAAUUACAUACUUCCUGAAUGACAAACUAUGCCAUAUGGCAUUUAUAUAAACUCAACAUAGUUUUGCAUUUUACUUAACAUUAAAUACACCACAUCACUGAUUAAAGUGACAUGAAAUCAAAACUGCUUAUUACUGUUUCUGCUGUGAACAAUUAAUCUAUGUAUGUUUUUAUAACAAUCUUUAAUAAAAAUGUUCAGCCAGUCAUGAUCAGAUCCCGUGGGGAUACACUGCAGUUAUGUUUUCUAGUGUUUCUCUGAUUGGAAUUAUAUCACUAAUUAUAAUAUCACUGAUAGUAAAUAAUUGCUACUUUUGAUUGUGCCUAAAAUCUGGCUUAUUUUAGAGUUGCCAAAUGCAUGUUAUAGUUCUGAUUUGUAUGCAUUAAUCUAAAAUGAUAGAAUAUUUAACUUUCAUUUAAUUACAUUUUAUAAAUGCAUAUUUGCCCUAUUUAAAAAAAAAAAAACUUUUUCUACUCUCAAGUCCACCAGGUGGCGACAAUGCACCUGAAGUUGCCACAAAAGAAGUGUUGCCAGACACUUAAUUUAGACCUUUGUAUGAUGUACGAUCAAUAAUAAUAAUAAAAAAAUCCCAUUAUGUACGAUAAUUUCCCACUAAGGUACACCUAGUUAUUCAUCUAUUUUGGUAAUAUGAAGGUCAUGAUUAAAUCUCAGGGUCAGUCCAUGUUUUUUUUUUUUUUCCGUUUAUGCGUAAAUAAAACUUGACUAUCAGAUGAUCUUUGAACUGAGCCGCACAGAAAUGACUGAACAAUUUUUUUAUUCAUCUUUGUCAAACUUUGAGCAAUCGAAACGAACAUUGGUACGUUUUAUCGGAACCAUGAUCUGAGUGUCCAUGCCAAAUUUGGGAACAGCACAAAAAGUUUGUUGGUCUAGAUAAAAAGCUGUAUUCGGUACGCUUGAUUCGUCAAGUCACCUUUAUUUAGCGCUUUUUACAAUGCAGAUUGUGUCAAAGUAUAGAUUUACAGAGAUAGAUGGAACAUAAUUUUGGCUGUACAGCAGCUAAAAUAGUGUUAUUGUGCAGCUUAAGUAAGUUCAGUAUUGAUUCAUUCCGUUGUAAAAAUAAUUAGUUAUUAAUUUAGUUCAUUUACCUAAUCUAAAAACUCGUGUACGAUAAUUGUCUUCCAAAAACAAUCAUUUUGAGCUUCUGGUACGAUACUUGGACAUUUCCAAUCUGGCAACCCUGCACAAAAGGAAAAGGAAUGAGGAACUGAGCGCUCCAAAGACUGGUUCUUCAUCUAAGGUUGGUAAAAGUUUCUUUAUUUGAACGAGCUCGAUUUAGAUUAAAUCUCAGGGUCAGUCCAUGUUUUUUGUUUUUUUUCUGUUUAUGCGUAAAUAAAACUUGACUAACAUCAUUUGUAGAGCGUCUCCCAUUCAACACAUCCAUUAAUUUUAGUAUUAUUUUAAUGUUUAAAAAAAUGUCCUUGUAAUGAUGACUGAAUGAAUCGACACGUUGCAGUACAGUCAUUUAUAGCUUCUUAGUUCAGAAUGGGAUUGUUUAAUUGUUUAAGGGUUACCUGUGUACUUAAGAAAUAGUUUCAACAAGGAUGUGUUUUCCUAGAAAAUUGACACAUGCAAAUGAAUUGAAAUCUAAAUCGAAUAAUGAAAUAUAUAUCAAAAUCUAGUCUUAAUAUCGUCUUUGUGCUGGCAGAAGCUGAGAGAUCCAGAAGAAUCAUGCAGAAUGAAACAUGAAGAUGCUGAAGAACAAAGAGCUUUAAUUUCAGACCUGUUGGAUGAGAAUGAGGAGAAUCAAGAAGUGAAUGAAGUGGAGAAACAUCAAAGCUCUCAAAAAUAUUUCACCUGCAGUCUGUGUAGAAAGAGUUUCACAUGCAAAAGAAAUCUCGAGGUUCACAUGAGGAUUCACACUGGAGAGAAACUGUUCACAUGUGAUCAGUGUGGGAAGAGUUUCACACAACAAGGAAACCUUACCCAUCACAUGAUCAUCCACACUGGAGAGAAACUGCAUGAAUGUGAUCAGUGUGGCAAAACAUUUUUGAGGGCUUCAACCCUAAAGAGCCACCUGAAAGUUCAUUCACAGGAGAAACCACAUUCAUGUUCCUUGUGUGGAAAGAGUUUUUCAGUGCUGCAAAGAUUAAAAGAACAUCAGAAAAUACAUAAUGGUGUAAGAAAUCAUAUAUGCUUUGAGUGUGAGAAGACUUUUAUUAGAGCUGCAGAUUUGAAACAGCACCAGAGAAUUCACACUAGAGAGAAACCUUACAAGUGUUCACACUGCAACAAGAGAUUCAGUUGGUCAGGAGCCCUGAAACUACAUGAGAGGAUCCACACUGGAGAGAAACCUUACAUGUGUUCACACUGUGACAAGACAUUCAGUCAUUCAGGAGACCUGAAAAAACACAAGAUGAUUCAUACUGGAGAGAAACCUCACAAGUGUUCACACUGUGACAAGAGAUUCACUGAUUCAGGAGUCCUGAAAAUGCAUGAGAUGAUUCACACUGAAGAGAAACCUUACAAGUGUUCACACUGCGACAAGAGUUUCAGUCAGUCAGGAGCCCUGAAACUACAUGAGAGGAUCCACACUGGAGAGAAACCUUACAUGUGUUCACACUGCGACAAGAGAUUCAGUUGGUCAGGAGCCCUGAAACUACAUGAGAGGAUCCACACUGGAGAGAAACCUUACAAGUGUUUACACUGCGACAAGAGAUUCAGUCAGUCAGGAUCCCUGAAACUACAUGAGAGGAUCCACACUGGAGAGAAACCUUACAUGUGUUUACACUGCGACAAGAGAUUCAGUUGUUCAGGACAUCUGAAAACACAUGAGAGGAUCCACACUGGAGAGAAACCUUACAAGUGUUCACACUGCGACAAGAGAUUCAGUUGGUCAGGAGCCCUGAAACUACAUGAGAGGAUCCACACUGGAGAGAAACCUUACAAGUGUUUACACUGCGACAAGAGAUUCAGUCAGUCAGGAUCCCUGAAACUACAUGAGAGGAUCACACUGGAGAGAAACCUUACAUGUGUUUACACUGCGACAAGAGAUUCAGUUGUUCAGGACAUCUGAAAACACA